Molecule: messenger RNA, 2617 nt
Organism: Entelurus aequoreus (snake pipefish)
Lineage: Eukaryota; Metazoa; Chordata; Actinopteri; Syngnathiformes; Syngnathidae
Product: neural cell adhesion molecule 2-like
Exons: 18
Coding region: 143-2539 (798 amino acids)
Biological process (GO): homophilic cell-cell adhesion
Cellular component (GO): plasma membrane
Molecular function (GO): protein binding
Source: RefSeq, a predicted model, not a curated record
UCGGAAGGAGCAAGGAAGCGAGGAGCCGAAGGAAGCAAAAAGAGCACACAGGCGCCGAGGCAGCGGAUGAUCGGAGCCGAGUGUGUGUUGCAUUUUUCUCGCGUUGCAUCUCCCUGGCCGCGGAGGACCUGAAUCGACUACGAUGAUGAUGAUGAUGAUGAUGAUGAUGCUGGUGCAUCUGAUGGCGAUGUUGCUGUGCGGGAGCCAAGCCGCCCUGCAGGUUUCCAUAUCCUUGAACAAGGUGGAGUUAAGUGUCGGAGAGUCCAAGUUCUUCAUCUGUACAGCGAUCGGCGACCCGGUGAGACUAGAGUGGUACAACCCUCAGGGGGAGCGCAUCCAGCCUUCUAAGCGCAUGGCACUGCACACAGAGAUGCCGAGAUCCCGGCUAAUCAUCUACAACGCCAUCAUCGAGGACGCCGGCAUCUAUCGCUGUCAGGCAUCCGACACCAGUGGUCAUACGGCCGAGGCCUCAGUGGUGCUGGAGAUAUACCAGCGGUUGACUUUUCGAGACGUUCAAUCGCCGCAGGAGUUCCGCCACGGUGAGACGGCCGAAGUCAUCUGUGACGUCAUCAGUUCACCCGUGCCGGAGGUUGUGUGGUACUACCAGGGCAGGGAGAUCACCGAUGAGCACCACAGCAGGUUCAAGGUGCUUGCAAACAACAGCCUGCAGAUCCACCGUAUGACCAAGGCGGACGAGGGCGUGUACCGCUGCGAGGCCAGCGUGGAGGCUCGCGGCGAGAUCGACUUUGUGGACAUAGCCGUGGUGGUGAACGUCCCCCCAGUCCUGUCAGUGACCCAACAGUCGUUCAACGCCACCGCAGACUACCAGGAGUCGGUCACCUUCACGUGCAUCACCUCUGGAUCUCCUGAUCCUGUGAUCACAUGGCACAGGAAAGGCCUGCAGCUGGAGCCAUCAGAUCAGUACAUCCUCAGUCGCCUGGAAGGGGGGCGGGGCAUGCUGACCAUCCGCAACAUCCGCCAGGGUGACGGAGGCUUUUACUACUGCAAGGCCACCAACAAGGCGGGUUCUCAGGAGAGAGAGCUCUUCCUCAAAGUGUUCAUCCAGCCUCACAUCACGCAGCUGAAGAAUGUGACGGCGGUGGAGAGCAACGCCGCCAUGAUCACCUGCGUCGCUGAGGGCGAACCUCUGCCUGACAUCUCCUGGAGGCGAGCCAGUGACGGGCGGACUUUUGUGGAUGGAGACAAGAGCCAGGAUGGACGCUUCGAGGUGCGCGGACGCCACGGCAAGUCGGUGCUGACCAUCGCGAGCGUGAAGUUGGCGGACCUGGGUCGCUUCGACUGCGAGGCGCUGAGUAGGAUCGGAGGCCAUCAGAAAAGCAUGUUUCUGGACAUUGAGUACAUACCAAAGUUCUUGACCAACCACACCAUCCACUAUUCUUGGGAGGGGAACCCAGUGAACAUCAGCUGUGAUGUGAUGUCCAACCCGCCUGCCAUCUUGCUGUGGAGGAAAGAGCACUUCACCAUCCCUGCAGAGGGCACUGCCAACACCCGGGUGCACAACGGCAUGGGAAAAUCUGUGCUCGAGGUUACGCCAAUGUCCGAUAGGGACUUUGGUCGUUACAACUGCACAGCCCGUAAUAACAUCGGCAUUCGGUACCAGGAGUUCAUUCUGGCUCAGGCUGAUGUGCCGUCCAAUCCAUACUCGGUUCGCCUGUCAGCCGUCUCCCAGCGCUUGGCCACCGUCACCUUCAUGAAGCCAGACUCGCACGGUGGUGUGCCCAUCAGCCAUUAUUUAGUCCAGUACAAGGAGGUGGGCCUACAGGACUGGAGGGACGUUCGGUCACAUAGUGUGCAGACAACGGUGGUGCUGACCGGCCUGGAGCCCAAUACCACGUACGAGGUUCGAGUGGCGGCCGUCAACGGGAAGGGUCAGGGCGAGUUCAGUCACAUGGAGACUUUUCAGACCUUACCCAUCCGAGAACCGAGUCCGCCUGCAGUCCACGGGCAGAGAGGGAUGGGUAAAGCCUACAAGCUGGGGCUGGUCAAGCAGGAUGACGGAGGGAUGCCCAUCGUGGAAUAUAUCGUCAAGUACAAGACAGACAAAGAAGAGCAGUGGAUGACCAAGUUGGUUCCAGGCUCCAAUGAUUUUGCAACGCUGCAACCGCUCCAAUGGAACACGAGAUACGAAGUGGAGAUCACAGCCCGCAACGUCAAGGGCCUGUCGGAGCCCACCUUCUAUCAGUUCUUCAUGCCUCAGAAACCUGACAUCACAGCAGAAUCCCUGUUCAGCGGCCUGGGCCUCGGUGCGGUGGUGGGCCUCGGUCUGGGAGCGCUGCUGCUGCUGCUGGUCCUGGUGGACGUCAGCUGCUUCUUCCUGCGCCACUGCGGCCUGCUGAUGUGCAUCACCCGCACCUUGUGCAGCAAGAAGACCGCCACCAGCGGGAAGGGCAAAGAAAUGGAGGAGGGCAAGGCGGCCUACUUGUACACCUACAACAGCCGCCCGAGCGCCUUUUCAACCACAGAAGCUGCCGCUGAAGGAAGAAAAUGGCAAAGAGUCUCUCAAGCCGGAUACGAUUGAAAUCAAAUUGCACGGCGACCGCAGCAUCCACACAAAGCCGGACGACAGCAAAGCGUAAACAGUGCGGGGGCGGGGGGG